ACAACUACUAGUCUACUGGUGAUUGGUCUUUCCAUUUCUGGAUCGUGUGAUGAGAAGCAUGAGAGCCUGAAUCUGCGCCUUUUGAUUAUAUGACUAUCAGACUAUCGUUAUUUUAGCGUUUUUGUCAACCUCAACAAACAGCUAGAAGAAGUAGAUGAAAAUUUGAAGACAGAGAGAAUAUAGGUAAGCUCAAGUCAUUUUCUGGCUUUGAAUGAUGUUUCUAGAAAUGGGUUCUGCUCAAAAUCUGAGGUGUGAAAGAUAAUUAGCUUGUACUUGAAGGGCCACAGACUUGAUUCAGUGCAUGCUCAGAAUACCAGAUCUUUCGCAACAAAAAGUCACAGCCAGAGUCACAGCUUGUUGAAAAGGAGCUUAUAAUUCUCAUGUCAAUUGUGGAGAAACCAUCUUCGUCUGUGGCGGCGGCGGAGGCGGCCGUGGUGUCAUCAUCGUCGCCGGUUUCAUCAUCAGCUGCAUCAGCUAGAGAUAUUGAUCCUUUGUUAAAGGACUUGAAUGAGAAGAAGCAGAGUUUCCGGCGGAACGUGGUGUCAUUGGCGGCGGAGUUGAAGGAGGUUCGGAGCCGGUUGGCAUCUCAGGAGCAAUCAUAUGUUAAAGAGUCUCUAACAAGACAGGCAUCUGAGACAAAAGCUAGGAACAUGGAGGAAGAGAUUGGUACAUUGCAGAAGAGAUUGGAAGAGAGGAAUGCACAGCUACAAGCUUCAGCAACUACUGCUGAGAAGUACCUUAAGGACUUGGAUGAUCUUAGAUCUCAGCUUUCAGCCACUCGAGCAACUGCAGAUGCAAGUGCUGAAUCAGCUCAAUCAGCCCAGCUCCAGUGUUUAGCACUUAUAAAGGAAUUAGAUGAGAAGAAUAGUUCACUAAAAGCACAUGAGGAUCGCAUAAGUAGGUUAGGAGAUCAAUUAGAUAAUCUGCAGAGGGAUCUUCAAGCAAGGGAAUCUUCCCAAAAGCAACUUAAAGAUGAUGUUUUGAGAAUUGAACAUGAUAUUAUGCAAGCUAUUUUGAAAGCUGGAGCAAGCAAGGAUUGUGAACUGAGGAAAUUAUUAGAUGAAGUAUCUCCCAAGAAUUUUGAUAAAAUUAAUAAGCUUUUGGUUGUUAAGGAUGAAGAAAUAGCAAAACUGAAGGAUGAAAUCAAGAUAAUGUCUGCUCACUGGAAACAUAAGACCAAGGAAUUGGAGUCACAGUUAGAGAAGCAACGUCGAGCUGACCAGGAACUGAAAAAGAGGGUGUUGAAAUUAGAAUUCUGCCUCCAGGAAUCUCGUUCCCAGACCCGAAAGCUCCAAAGGAUGGGAGAGCGAAGGGACAAAGCCAUAAAAGAACUCAGAGAUCUGUUGGCAGCAAAACAACAAAGUGCAGCUAUGGGUGCUGAAAAACAAAAUUUCUGGGAAUCUUCUGGCUUCAAGAUCGUUGUUUCCAUGUCAAUGGUGAUCUUGGUGGUCUUUUCAAAGAGAUGAAAGCAAUGUGUUAUCUAGUUCAUGUGUAUAAAGAAUCCGAUACCUUUUGUAGCUGUGAAGUUUAGGGAAAGUUGCAGAGGACAUUUUCCUUGUAGAAAUGCGCAUUGUAGAGUUUCUCUUUCUUAUGUAGCUUUAGCUGAGACUAUGCCUUUUUUGCCGUGUUUCUUUUAUGUUGAAUUAGUUGUGCCAUGAAUUGAAUCUAUGUAUGGCAUUGUCAUAUUUGAGGGAUUCAUCAAGUACUCUGACUAGACAUGCUAUAUUAGUUUUUCUUUUAGUGGUUCA
Messenger RNA from Quercus robur (English oak), 1748 nucleotides. Its product is annotated as nuclear envelope-associated protein 2-like. Bases 381 to 1466 code for a protein of 361 amino acids. Lineage: Eukaryota; Viridiplantae; Streptophyta; Magnoliopsida; Fagales; Fagaceae. The record is from RefSeq and is a predicted model, not a curated record. The transcript is spliced from 6 exons.